Molecule: messenger RNA, 1089 nt
Organism: Fraxinus pennsylvanica
Lineage: Eukaryota; Viridiplantae; Streptophyta; Magnoliopsida; Lamiales; Oleaceae
Source: the annotation of a GenBank genome assembly
AUGCCUUCAGCCAAUUCACCUCAGUGGCAAGAGAAGGCUAGUGAUUUCUUUCAAUCCUCGGGGCUGAAGAUUAAAGAAGCAGGACAAACUGCUGGAACUUUUGUGGGGGACAUCGCGAAGGAUACGAAAGAAAAUGUUUCUGAUGUUGCAGGGAAAGUUGGGUCGGCGGUCAAAAGCCGGUGGGAGCUUCUUCAACAGCCGUCUGCUAAACAUGCAAUGCAGGAAAAGCUUAUUUCUGCAGCUGCAACUACCAGCAUGUUCUUGAGGAAGGGAUUUUCAGGGACAAAGGAUAAGGUUGCCAUGGGGAAGACAAAAGUUGAAGAGGUCUCCAAGAAGACUGCACAAAAAAGCAAGACCCUCAUGACUGAUAUUGAGAGAUGGCAAAAAGGGGUUGCAAACACCAAUGUCUUCGAAGUUCCAAUUGAGCUUACUGUACAGCGCCAACAGUCCACCAGGCCUAUUCCUUAUAUACUGGUCAAAUGUGCAGAUUUUCUUGUAUUAUCAGGACUGAACUCACCUGAGUUAUUCAAGGCACAAGGAAACAAAAAGGUUAUUAGGCAGUUAGUUUCCCUGUAUGAUCAAGACUCAAAUGCAUCCCUACCAGAAGCUGUAGACCCUGUUAACAUUGCAGCUCUUAUUAAGUGUUAUAUUGCAAGCCUUCCUGAGCCAUUAACGACCUUUGAACUCUAUAGUGAAAUUAGAAAUGCUCGUUCCAGGAUGCAUGUAAUGAGAAAUACAUUGAAAAGGCUUCCAACAGUUAACUAUAUGACGCUGGAACUAGUUACUGCACUGCUACUUCAUGUUAGCCAGAAGUCUUUUCUUAACAAGAAAGGACAGAAACCAGAGCAUUAUAAACAGUUAUGGGACAAUCCACUAAAGGUUGAUUCUAAUAAAAAUGUUGAUUCUGUCUCGAGCUACACUGACAUGGACAUGCUUAAAGAAGACGAGAAGAGCAUAGUAUAUGCAUCGUCCUCCAUUCCCUUGGACGAUGGAUUGCCACUUGAUUUUGGAGCUAUUGAAGUUAUUCAGUGCUUAAUUGAACAUCACAAUGCGAUUUUCACAGAUGCACAUGAAACUUUCUGGAAAUAG